UUGUGCUAUAAAAGGACAGGAUUAACAUGAGAACCAGUGUAAACCAUCCAUCAUUCUUUAUAAACAGGCAUGAAUGACUGGAAAAAUAUUUCUUAAGAGCUCAGUAAUAACAAAUAGUAGCAUGGUGUAAUUUUAAUGAGAUGAAAUGAACUGUACUCACUAAAAUGGGGCAUCAGGAUGGGAUUAGCAAGCAGCAGUGUAGAUUGAAUCAUGCAUUAAGGCAUCUUAAGCAGGCUUUUGAAGCUCUGCCAAGCAGAAGACAAAUGAAUGACCUUUCUUUGGUGCCCAUGGCUUCAAAGCCUCUCAUCGUCUUGCCAUCUUUUGCUAUCUUGACCUCAAUAGAACUCACACGUGGCCAGAAGGUAGUUGUAGCCUGCACCUGCGCAGGAGUGGUCGCUGUGGGCAUUGCAGCUCGCUACCUCAGAAGAAGACGGAAAAUCUGUCCUACCAAAUCCUCCUUGCUACGCCAUGACAGUAGCAGGGCUGCUCGCCGACAUAAACCUCUCACCAUCCUCAGCCCCUCUGGAGAGGUCCACUCCCUUGGUGCGGGUUCAAGUUCCUCGCCUGGAUGGAACCGCAGCACAGCACGGCAGAGCGGCAGUAGCGUGUGUGGGGACAGCAUCACUUCAUCUGGCCAUCACAGCCUCAGGCCCGACACCACGCCUCAGCAACUGGGUGCUCUUGGCAUGGAGGCACUAAACACAGCCCUAGGAUGCUUCGAAGACGCACUCGAUGGUUACUCACGCUCCUCACACAACCACACCCUCGCCCUCACAACACAUGAUGAGGCUGAGUUCAUACAGAGUCUGCAGGCUGUCAUAGACGAUGCAUAUAGUCUGCAGGACCGCUGUGAACAUCUCUUCCUUCACGAGCACUCUGUGCUGUUCCGGUGCCCCAGCAGCCCCGACCGCGACGCUUCACACGCCUCAGGCGGCGGCCACUCAGGGGCGCGGCGGACGCUGACGUCGGCGUCGUCCAUGGAGAGCUUCGUGUCUGCCCAGGGCGACAUCGCAGACCUGCGGGACCUGGAUGACUUUGAUGAGUCGCAGUUCCCCCUGUACCUCGUGGCCGUCAGACUCAACGAAUCCGUGGGCAUCCCAUUCAGGGAGCUGAGGACGGAGGAGGUGCAGUGCGCUAGCGACGCAGAGUACGUGUGUAAGGUACACUGCAUCAGGCUGGCGUCGCAGCUCCUCUUCAGCAAGCAGGAGAACAAGGACUGGUUCAUCGAGUCUGGCCGCCACAUCAUCGCUGAUCUCAUGAUCAAGGCAGGCAAGGACCCCAAAGAAGCGGUGAUGGCGUACGACGCGAUGCUCGAGUACCUCGACUCUUGCGACUGGGGGCUACUGGAGGAGGAGUUGCGAGGUCGAGGCGUCGUGGCGAUCACCUUUUACGACGUGGUGCUAGACUUCAUUCUUCUCGACGCCUUCGAGGACCUGGACAAGCCUCCCUCCUCCGUCACCGCCGUCGUGCAGAACAGGUGGCUCUCCAACAGCUUCAAGGAGUCCGCGCUGUCCACAGCAGUAUGGUCCAUACUUAAGGCGAAGCGGCGCAUGCUGAAACACCAGGACGGCUUCAUCGCUCACUUCUACGACAUCACGGAACACAUUUCGCCCGUGCUGGCGCUGGGCUUCCUCGGACCUGAUGAAGAACUCAAGCAGGUCUGCACCUACUUCAAGGAGCAGAUCAUGUCGCUGCUGUACGACAUGUUCAGUUUCACCAGCGCCCGCUACACAUCUGUGGAGGAACUGGCCUGCGACCUGCUGCGCAUGACGCAUGAACGCUUCACGCUCAUCAGCAAACACAUGGCGCUCACAUGAGCGUAUGCCGUGCUUCCUCUAGUCACUUCGUCCUGUUGUUAACUUUCAUUAUUUCACAUGGAAGUUACCAAGUAGAAUAUGAUACUUAAGUUAUACUCGACCAUGAUACUCAACUUCUACUCGAAAUUUGUUCAUACCUGUACAUCUUGGUUAGUGGGAGUGAUGGACGUAUUCCUAAGCCUAUCAUCAGAGUAGCAAGCAGUUGCCAUCAUAAUUUAAAUUUUCUUCUCAACGAGUAAUGAUUUAGAACAUAAUAGUCAUGUUAAAGCGUAAUCAAAGUUACUAUUAAGGGAUGCUUGCAUUUGGAGUGCUACAGGCUGGGCCUGUAGCUGUUUUAAUGAUGGACUCUCAUAUCACACAAAAUAGUUUUAUCAAUGCCGAUAGCCAAGCAUAAGGAUUAGCUUCCUUAUCAUUGUGUUUUAUACCAGAGUUGUGGAUGAUUAGUUCGUGUUGUCAGCUAACUUCAGCCAUGGCUGUGGUGCGAGCUCAAGUGUUUACAAAUACUUAUAUUUAUUGUGCAGCUACUUUUGUCGAGCGCAAAUGGAGAAUAAUGUUCACAAAAAUGUGUGGCAAUUUUUACUCAGAACAUGAGUGCGUCGCUAUACAAUUUAAAUGCCAAAGUUCCUCAUUCAGGGAUUGCAUAAUCUAAGUCGACGUAGGUAUCAAACCGGAAUUUAAGCAUUGAUUCCGGAUUAGCAUGAGGGUUCUAUCCGCUCGUGAAAAUCUUUAUAAACGAGAUCAGCAAUAUAGUGAUAUUUCUCAUUACCAUCUCUAAUAAUUUUCUACUCUCGUUUAUGUUACAAUGAGAGCCGGUAAUUUGCCUUACAGUUUCUCUAAAUCUAAGUGAAGACAACCGCAGCUAAAGCUAAAUGAUGUGCACAUUUGUGUAAACGUCGAAACUAAAAUUGUCUUCUGAGAUUCUUGCGACAAUUGGUAUAUAAAUGACAUUGACUUUUAAGGUGACAAAUUGUCUUUAAGGUCGUUCCGAAUGGAAAAUUUUGUGACCAACUAAAAAUUUUUUGCAAAAGUCUUUCAUUAUAGUUUUUAGCGUGCGGCCCGAUCGAUGUCUCCACUGAGCGUAACUGCAUGUGGUGUUUUUUAGCUUGCAUUUUUUGAUUAAUUCCUAAAUUAGAGCCCUGAUACCUGAGGUAGGAGCUGAUUCAUAUGUUGAGAUUUGAUUACAAAUGAGCGGACACAAAUAGCUUGGCGCUCCAGCGUGGCCUGGGACUGCUACUACGUCCUAAAUAAACACCAAGGUUGCACAUCAUCACGUCACUGCCAUCGCUGCCUGUGCUCUUGGCCGCGGUAACAUUAGUGAACCGGAAGAAUUUAUAUAAUAGGAAUUUAUGCCAUCCCACUAAGUGAAAUUCUCAUUGAAUCAAUACAAUGAUUCAAUGAGAAAGUGUAAUUUUUUUGUGUUCCUGCAUUGAACAAAGCAAAACUUGCUUCUAAUAUCAACGUACUUUUAAAUUAUUCACUGCCCAAAAUUAAUGCUUAUUUUGAUCUCAGUGUAACCUUAAUCUGAAGGUCAGUGUUGACUUUAUGUACACCAUUUAUUAUUUUUAAAUGUACUCGAGAAAUGAGCGUUGUGAUCUUAUUAUAAUUGUAUUCAUGAAAUGGAUUCGUGGUGACUCAUGGUGGAGCUUCAUUUCCAUGAUUGCUUCCAUUGAACGCAACAUUAUUUUGCAUAUGAACCACAUUUUGUUGCAUUUGCUACUUGGUGUUGUGUCGAUGUCUGCGCUUGAGCUUUAGUUGCAGAAUAAGGAACUGUGAUACUCGUGUGUUCUCAGGCUUGUGAUGCAUUCCUGUGUACUUUUUGGGAGGCUUUGCCGUGACGUAAACGAUUGUGUUUUAUCAGUGAAAUACGUGUAUUCUUUAAUUGAGUGUCGAGAAUUUAAAGCGAUCUGAACAAUACAAACAUUUAUGAUAGAAAACACUUUCAAUAGGUACCUCUUCUCUUCAUUCUCUAUUAUUUUGACCGUGGUAAAUUAUCACUCUAGUUUCAUGGUCGUCCACGAAUUAUUCUUAUCCUGAGUUAAUUUUAUCAUGUUCCUUUAUAAUUGUUUCUGUUGCUUCCCGUCUUUCGGAGGAUCUUCUUAUUUUUAUACUUCACUGAAAUUUACAUCAGGGCUUGCCACCAACUCCUGCACUCAUACUUGGAAACCAUAAUGUAGGCAGGGCAGUUGUGUAUGCAGCCUAAGGCAAGUCAGGUGUUUGAAGCUUGGAAAGACUAGACGUUUCUUCACGCACUUCUGGGAGCCACGCUUAUGGUUGAUUGAUACGUAUGCUUUGAAGAUGCUACCUCGUACGUAUUUCAAGGAUGUGACUUUUAUUUGUUGUUCCCUCAUCGAAGGAUAUCGUGUAAAUAGAUUGUUGAAUACAU
This is a messenger RNA of Hyalella azteca, 4200 nucleotides long. It is a transcript of the gene Miga, whose product is annotated as mitoguardin. The record is from RefSeq and is a predicted model, not a curated record. The transcript has 11 exons. Bases 165 to 1817 code for a protein of 550 amino acids. Gene Ontology annotation, biological process: mitochondrial fusion. NCBI's taxonomy places the organism in Eukaryota, Metazoa, Arthropoda, Malacostraca, Amphipoda, Hyalellidae.